CACUGGUGGCGGCGCAGCCCGUGCUCCUGGAGAGCCUCUGGAGCCGGCCCUGAUCUUUCACCCAAGUCCGGCCAGGGCUGUCUGUGGCUGUUAGGGACAGCAGCAAAGAAGGAAGGACGGUCUUCUCGGCUGUGGAUGUUCCGCCCGGGAAAGACAGCAAGUUGUGUAUGCGCCCCGGCCCGGGAAGAGAAGGUGGCCGCCGCCCGCCAGCCACGGAUUAUCACCCUUACUACAGAGGAUGUGAAGUUGAGGCCCAGUGAGAGUGAAGAUCCAUUCUGUUCAUAGACACUCCCCCCAUUACAGAACUGUGGAUUACCUGAGGUCCCAGUCCUUGGUGGUUUCACAUCUUCACUUACUCUUACAGCCCCAGAACAGUUACUUUAGGUCCUCAUUGCCCUAUCUGGAGAAAGAUGGCAUCCAGCCUGACGUGUACCGGGGUGAUCUGGGCUUUGCUCUCAUUUCUUUCUGCUGCUACCUCCUGCGUGGGGUUCUUUAUGCCUUACUGGCUCUGGGGAUCCCAACUGGGCAAGCCUGUGUCCUUUGGUACUUUCCGGAGGUGCUCAUAUCCUGUACACGAUGAGAAUCGGCAGAUGAUGGUGAUGGUGGAAGAAUGUGGGCGCUAUGCCUCUUUCCAGGGCAUCCCCAGUGCAGAAUGGAGGAUCUGUACCAUCGUGACAGGCCUGGGUUGUGGCCUUCUCCUCCUGGUGGCUCUCACUGCUCUCAUGGGUUGCUGUGUGUCUGAGCUCAUCUCCAGGACAGUGGGAAGAGUCGCUGGAGGAAUUCAGUUUCUGGGGGGCUUGUUGAUUGGUGCUGGCUGCGCCCUCUACCCCUUGGGCUGGGACAGUGAGGAAGUUCGGCAGACUUGUGGCUACAUAUCUGGCCAGUUUGACCUGGGUAAGUGUGAAAUUGGCUGGGCCUUCUACUGCACAGGAGCAGGUGCUGCCACCGCCAUGCUUCUGUGCACAUGGCUGGCUUGCUUCUCUGGCAAGAAACAGAAGCAGUACCCAUACUGACAUGGAGCCACCAAGAAUAAAGAGAGGAGAAGAUGGGCUGAAGGGGCUUGGAGGUACUGAAACAUCCAGCUACUUUCAAAAGGUGGAAAAUGGUUCUAAUUUAUGCAAUACUAAUAAAAUGAAAUCCAAUGGAAUCAGAAACAUUAUAUAAUGUGGAAGAGUUGUGCCAGAUUUACAAAGGAAAUGAGAGUAUGGAAUGAUAGAAAGAAAAAAAUGGACCAAAGGCUAAAAAUAUUGUAGGGGUAUUAGUUGUUUCUAUUCCACAGAGUAUUGUAAUGUAGAACAUAUAUACAGGCAAAACAAUUCUAUAUAUGCAAACAGGGGUUUGGGAUUUUUUUUAAAGAUAAGAACUCAGAUAAUCAAAAGGGCUAGUAGGAACAGUACGAUGUUUAGAAGCAGGGUAACCCGCAGAUGUUCCCUGUAGGUCAUGGAGCUUCUGAGAGCACACGAGCACAGAGACAUAUGCAUUCACACACAUACCCAUGCACAAACAUAUAAAUUGUCGCAAAGACUGUGCAAGAGGUUUAGUUGUGCAUUACUCCUCUGUUUUCUUUUUAUUAUACAUUUAAAAUACUGUAUUGUCACUUUAUAAAGCAUACAUUAAACAUUAAACCAUACAUGAACCAGUAAGCCACUCCAUCAGUAUUUUGUAUAUUCUGCAUAAACUCUUUAUACCUUCAAUAUGUUUUGUGCAGUGUUUAUGCAAACCUUUACAGUUAAGCUUUUGUAUUUCAAUAUUAUUAAAAAAUAUACUAUAUUUCUCUGAAUAGCUUCUGCUACGAUAUACUUAUGAAGUAAAUGGGCAUGUUUCUGUUCAUUUUUCAGUCAUUAGAUCUUGUUUUCUUUUGUCCAUUGUUAUACUGUGCUGUACCACAUUUAUUUCAGUAUUCAUUUUGUAAAAACAAAACAAAACA
Messenger RNA from Molossus molossus (Pallas's mastiff bat), 1927 nucleotides. It is a transcript of the gene LHFPL6, whose product is annotated as LHFPL tetraspan subfamily member 6. The transcript is spliced from 4 exons. NCBI's taxonomy places the organism in Eukaryota, Metazoa, Chordata, Mammalia, Chiroptera, Molossidae. Gene Ontology annotation, cellular component: membrane. The record is from RefSeq and is a predicted model, not a curated record. Bases 411 to 1013 code for a protein of 200 amino acids.